AUGGCCUCCCGCCGCCAACGUUUAGAGUCCCCUGUCGACGACUCGUUCAGCGACCAAGAUCUCAAUUUCAUCAACUCCCAGGUCACGGACGACAGUAUUGGCAUGUCAUCCUCACAACAAGACCUCUCCUUUGCCAGCAGCAGAGGCAGCAAUGGCACGCCCAAGACCAAGAACAAGAACAACAACACGUCCUCACCCCGCGUCUUCAGCCGAGGCCCAGGUGUUGUUGACUUGACGGCUAGCAGCCCGACUACACCAAGCCAUCCUUUUUCCGGAAAGCCUCAACAGGUUCCCCUUGGAGGCAUGACCGUCCACGGCCACGGCCCAGGCCAGGAUCACGCCUCCACACCCAUCCCCAAAUUCGGCCAGCCUACACAACUCGUCUCUCAGUUCACGCCUGUUAACACCGGCAACAACAACAACAACAACAACAACAACAACAACAAUAACAACAAUAACAACGCUAAGAACGCUGCUGCUACUGCUAAUCGAAGGGGUGGAAGCGAGCAUAAGCAUGCCUUGAACCCGUCCCCCCACGGCAACGGCGGUCUCGGUCCCAGCGGCCGCGUCGGCGCCAGCAGCCACGCCAUCGGCGGGUCCAAAUACAACAACCUCUUCAACGACCGGGGCAAGAACCGACCCGAGUUCCAUAAGGACUUGUACAGAUCUAGCGGACCUCUCAAGGCCAAUGCCCCAUCUACGACGAAGCCGAAGACGGGGGAAAUCAAGAGGAACAGCAUGGGCAUGCAGCUGUUUAGCUCGUUGGAUGUGGAUCCGCCGGCAGCAGCAGCAGCAGCACCGUCGCCUUUGCAGCCGGGUAGGGGUACGGCUUCGAGGGGGACGGCGGCGGCGUUUGGGGAGAAUGUGUUUUAUACCGAUCCUGACAAGGCCAAGGAGGAUUUGAAGGCGUUGUUGGAGGGCGGACUAGAAGAUGAUGAGGAGAGUGAGGAUGAAGGGACCAAAACGAAGGCGAAGAGUGCAGUUUCGGAGUCCAAGAAGAAGGAGGAGUCGAUUGUUUCUUCGACUGGACAUAUGCCUGGCCUUGCUGUCUCUUUGCUGCCGCAUCAGGUUGGGGGUGUCAGGUGGAUGAUUAACCGCGAGCUUGGGCCCCUGAAGCGUGGUCGCGUUCCCAAGGGUGGUCUGCUGGCGGAUGACAUGGGUUUGGGCAAGACAUUGCAGUCUAUUUCCUUGAUCAUCGGCAACCGAAAACCCGCUUCGUCCUCUGCUCCAGGCUGGAAAACUCACUUCAAGGACAUCAGCAAAGCCACUUUGGUUGUUGCACCGCUGGCUCUCAUCCGGCAAUGGGAGGCUGAACUGAAGGAUCGCGUCAUGCCCGACUUAAACAUCAAAGUAUGCGUUCAUCACGGCCCAAAGCGCUCCACGAUUCCUUCUGAGCUCGCCAAAUAUGAUGUUGUCAUCACCACCUACCAAAUCCUCGUGUCAGAGUUCGACAAGUCUCAUCCCGAUCUGAACAAGGGCGCGCAAGCAGGUUGUUUUGGCGUACACUGGUUCCGCGUUAUUCUAGAUGAGGCCCACAGCAUCAAAAACCGCAACACCAAAGCUGCCAAAGCAUGCUGUGCCUUGCGCUCCGAAUACCGCUGGUGUCUGACCGGCACACCAAUGCAAAACAACCUCGACGAGCUACAAUCCCUCAUCCACUUCCUACGUAUCGCACCUUACGAUAACCUAGCCGAAUGGCGAGCCCAGAUCGACGCGCCCAUGAAGCAAGGCAAAGGCCACAUCGCCAUACAACGCCUGCACAGCAUCCUCCGCUGCUUCAUGAAGCGUCGCACCAAGGAAGUCCUCACCGAAAAGGGCGCCCUCGUUGCCGGCGGCAAGGAAGCCCUCGCCAAGGCAGAAGAGAAGGGCGAAAAGGCGCCUGAAGCCGCUUUCAAGGUUACAGAACGCAAGGUCGUCACCAUCGAGACGGAGUUCAGCCCCGCUGAAAGCGCCUUCUACAAGGGCCUUGGAGGAGCGAGCCGACCAAAGUCUCGAGAAGAUGAUGAAGGGCUGGCGCAGACGAAGCUUGACAAGGACCGGGACGCGCUAUCAGUGGAUUCGGCGACUGCGCCGACGCCUGGUGGCAAAAAGAAGGCUGUUUAUGAUUCGCAGAGUCAGGCCAGUAGUGUGGAUGACUUGGCGGAUAUGAUGGGCGGGAUGGGUAUCCAGGCCAGACAGUGUGAUAUGUGUCUGGGGGAGAUGACGAAGAAGGAAAUUCAGGAGGGGCAGUUGAGGUGUCAAGGGUGUGAGGACAGUUUGAGCCAGUUGAUGAAGGAGCAGCAGAGUACGCAGAAGAGUGUCGAAAGUAAGAGAAGCAGCAAGAAGCAUAAGAAGAAGAAGGUGAGUGUCGUGAAGGAGAAGGUCAAGGUUGAGCUGAGGAAGACUAGAGGGAGAGGAAGGAAGGUUGUAGUGGAUAGUGACGACGAGGAAGAAGAGGAGGGGGAUGAGGAUGAGACGCCCAAGAAGGGCAAGAAAUCUCGCGAUAACAGGAAGCGCGUUGUCGAUAGUGACGAUGAGGAGGAUGAAGGCACUUGGUUGGUUGGCGAGUCUCAGAGGAGCGCAGUAGAUCUUGGUGUUGCCGGAGGCACAGACGACGAGAACGCCGAGGGAACUGGUGAGGAUAUCAACUCCAACGAAGAGAUCUCCGAGGACUCGGAGGACCCGGAACAAGACAGCUUUGUCGUGAAAGAUAGUGAUGAUGACGACUCGGACGACGACGAGAGCGUCGACUCGGACGAAAUUGUCGGCUCCGGCGACGAAGACGAUACCUUUGCCUCUGUCUCCAAGCUCAGCUCACAAGUCCUCAAACAAUCAGAAUCCGAAGAGGAAGCCACUGCUACUGAAGAGUCCGACAUCUCCGGAUCGGAACUCGACUCCGACUCAGAAACCGACUCCGAAGCCGAAUACGGCGUUAAGCGCACCAAGGCCCCGGUAACCAUCUCCUCCAAGAUACACGAGCUCAUCGCCAUCCUCCGCCGCGAAGCCCCCACCCACAAGUUCAUCGUCUUCUCCCAGUUCACCUCGAUGCUCGACCUCGUCGAGCCCUUCCUUCGCCACCAUUUACCGGACAUUAAGCACGUCCGGUACGAUGGUAAAAUGCCCAACGACGCGCGCGAAGCCUCUCUCCAUUCCCUGCGCAAAGACCCGCGCACUCGCGUGCUGCUGUGCUCGCUCAAGUGCGGCUCUUUGGGGCUGAACCUGACGGCCGCCACGCGGGUGAUCAUCGUCGAGCCCUUCUGGAAUCCCUUUGUCGAAGAGCAGGCUAUUGAUCGCGUGCAUCGUUUGACGCAGACGGUUGAUGUUGUUGUCUACAAGUUGACGGUGAGGGGCACCGUGGAGGCGAGGAUUCUGGAGUUGCAGGAGAAGAAGAGGUUGUUGGCGCAGGCGGCAGUGGAGGGGUCGACUGAGGGGGGGAAGAAGAAGGGCCAGGGACUGAAAUUGGGAUUGCAGGAGAUUUUGGAUCUGUUUAGGCAUGAUGGUGGUGGUGCUGGUGGUGCUAAUGGCGGUGCUGGUAGUAGGUUCCAUGCUCAGGAGAAUGAGUUCGCUUCUGCUGCGGGUAGGACGCCGGCUCCGGCUAGGAGGGCGCCUGCUGCUGGUGCGGGGGCUAAUACGGGGGCGAGGAGGGAGCAUGAGGUUUUCGGACGGAGGUGGUAA
Sordaria macrospora k-hell is the source of this 3654-nucleotide messenger RNA. The record is from RefSeq and is a predicted model, not a curated record. NCBI's taxonomy places the organism in Eukaryota, Fungi, Ascomycota, Sordariomycetes, Sordariales, Sordariaceae.